GGGUCAUUCGCAUGAAUUGCAUACGGUAUAUGUGCCCUGUUCUUCAUCUUCCUCGUUCAACUUUUUUUUUUUUUUUUUUUUUUUCGUCGAUCGCACUGCCAGGAUUUGGAAGGCUAUCAACAUCUUAUCGCAACGUCUCUUUGUGCACAAAACGGGAAACGGAAUACACAAAAACAUCCACCAAAUAUGGUGCGCGGGGACCCUCGAUAUACAAAACGGAGCAGGCAUUGUCUCUUAUACAUACUGUCCCCCUCUCUUGCUUUUUCUCUUGAUUGUUGUUCUAUUUUGCUGCUCUUGUGUGCUGUGACUGGCCACGCAUCUUUGAAUAUCAUAUCCGACCGGCAUGAUCAUCACCAUCAUCAGUUAUUAUUGUCAAUAUACCAACAUAGCAGGGUGCCAGGCGAGUGGGGUUUAUUGCUUUUGUUGUCUGCUCAUCAUUACUUGCAUACCUCGAUUGUUUUUAUGUCAUGUGUGUUUGUGUGCUUGUGUGCUUGUACUACUCGGAGAAAACCCCCUUAUUUUCUUCUGCCCUGCGAUUCUAUUCCUCGGUUUCACAAUUUCUACAGGAGGGAGAAUGCAGAUGGGGAGAUGUUUAGACAUUGGAAAAAUUUCACAUAAGGCAGAAAUAUCUGAAAAGAAAUGAGAAAAAAAACUUGACAAAUACAUAUAUGAACGAUCACUAUCCUAUGCUUCUUGGUUAUCUGCAAGGAUGGUAGUACAGUCAGUAUCAGUAGAAGUCGACUGGACUGUACUUCGUGUGGCUUCACCCGGAAAUCGGCCGGAAGGACGGUUGUUUGGACUACGGCGGACGGGAGAGACCAAGAUGGGAGCUCCACCCAACCCAACUCCA
Aspergillus japonicus CBS 114.51 is the source of this 850-nucleotide messenger RNA. RefSeq lists its product as uncharacterized. The record is from RefSeq and is a predicted model, not a curated record. The transcript has a single exon. NCBI's taxonomy places the organism in Eukaryota, Fungi, Ascomycota, Eurotiomycetes, Eurotiales, Aspergillaceae. The coding region runs from base 187 to 618 and encodes 143 amino acids.